This is a messenger RNA of Lactuca sativa (garden lettuce), 904 nucleotides long. The record is from RefSeq and is a predicted model, not a curated record. Lineage: Eukaryota; Viridiplantae; Streptophyta; Magnoliopsida; Asterales; Asteraceae.
CAUUGUUGUCGUUAAGGGGUACGAAAGAGGAUUCUUUUACCAAACUUCCGGCGUAUUGUCACAACUUGGCCAAACAUAAUCCGGGUACUGUCACACAUAUUAAAACAGAUGUUGAUGAUCGGUUUGAGUUUUUGUACGUCGCACUCGGUUGCUCGGUACGAGCUUUUGUCAAUUUUUGUAAGCCGACCCUAGUAGUAGAUGGAGCUCACCUAAAGGGCGAGUUCAAAGGUACCAUGCUACUUGCAGUUACUAAGGACGGACAAAAUCAAAUAUUACCGGUUGCAUAUGGUAUAUGCAAAAAUGAGUGUACUGAUUCUUGGACAUGGUUUUUUCAAAAACUACGUGAUUGCUUAGGAAAUAUGCAGGAGCUUACAAUUAUAUCUGAUAGGUCUCCAUCUAUAGCAACAUCCGUUGCCAACAUUUUUCCUCACGCUCAUCAUGGAAUAUGUGGUGUCCAUUUGUAUUUCAACAUAGUAUCUAGAUUCGACAAGAGUAAGACGGUUAAAGGAAUUUUUUGGGAGGCGUGUAGGGCGUACACAGUUGAUGCUUUUGAUGCUGCCAUGGAUGUUAUGAAAAAGACAAAAGAACCAGUAUGGGAGUACUUAAAAAGUAUAAAUCCAGAAACCUGGUCAAGGGCACAUUUUAAAGGGAACCGAUACAAUCUUAUGUCGUCCAACAGUGCGGAGUCUAUAAAUGCAUUAUCUAGACACGCACGUAAGGUGCCAAUACUUAUGUUGAUUGAUUUUUUUCGUGCUACAAUGCAACAAUGGUGGUUUCAAAGACGUAACUUUGCAGGUAUUACGUAAAUUUGUAAUAUUAAUGUUUUAUUAGUUUCGAUGUUAUUGAUUUUAACUUCUUCAUUUUGGCUGUUUUUUUAGCGGAAGCAACAACAACACUUACCCCU